AUGAAGUCGUUCCAGUUCCUGUGUCCGCUUGCUCUUCGCCCAACCAUUCCACUCCGCAUCAUCCGGCCUAGUCAACUUGGAUUGCGCUCCAUCUCAAGAACCACGGGCGAAAUGACUUCUAAAAGAGACGAUUCAAUUCCCCAUGAGUUGCGCACAGCUGCAGAACCCCGGCAGAAUAGACUACAUCCAGUGCGAUUAUCGCACAUUGAACAGGUCAACCCCUCUGUUCGGCUUCUACAGUUCGCUCUGCCUCCCCAGGAGAAUAAUGAUAACAAUCAGCAGCCAUUCAGCUUCCUCCCGGGCCAAUGGCUUGAUGUCCAUAUUCCCUCCAUCGCCCAAGCGGGUGGCUUUACUAUCACCUCUACUCCGGCAGAUGCGCAAGUACUACCAUCGCCAGAGGCUUCUAUAGACUCAUUAGCUGGCGAGGCACUAGAACCCUCUUCAGAAUCUCAAGGGCGACCACCAUAUGUGGAACUGGCUGUACAAGACUCGCCAGGUAACCCAUCCGCCGCAUGGCUAUGGAGACCAAAAGAAGAGAUUCUAGGAAAGGAACUGAAUAUCCGAGUUGGCGGAAGCUUUGUCUGGCCUCCCACUGGAGUCGAUGUUAAUGAUAUUAAGAAUGUGGUCUUCGUUGCGGGUGGUGUUGGCAUCAACCCUCUGGUAUCCAUGCUUUCCCACCUAAAUAAUAAUGAACCCCACACACCUAAGCCAACAACCAUCCACAUCCUAUACUCCAGCCGCCUGCCGCAAGAUCGGGAAACAGCCUCGGCAGACGCAGUACUAGACCAGAUCCUGUUUCUCCCACGUCUGCGCCAGAUAGUCCGGUCUCAAGAGAGUUCGCAUCGGCUCCGCAUCUCGCUGGACCUUUUCCUUACGGACUUAACCUCAUCGCCUGAUCUGCUCUCAUCUGGGUCUCCUUCGGAUCUCAAGAUUCACAGAGAGAGGAUAUCCGAUCGUGAUCUGCGCUCUGCAACUGUGGGUACACAUGGCGAGUUGGAUUCUCGGGGUACAGUAUGCUAUGUUUGUGGACCGCCUGGUAUGACCGAUUCCAUCGUGGAGAGAUUGGCUGAGAUCCUAGGGGAUGGUGGGGAGCAGCGAGUUUUCUUUGAGAAAUGGUGGUAA
Molecule: messenger RNA, 1122 nt
Organism: Penicillium verrucosum
Lineage: Eukaryota; Fungi; Ascomycota; Eurotiomycetes; Eurotiales; Aspergillaceae
Product: FAD-dependent oxidoreductase
Exons: 3
Coding region: 1-1122 (373 amino acids)
Cellular component (GO): mitochondrion
Molecular function (GO): oxidoreductase activity
Source: RefSeq, a predicted model, not a curated record